UGAAAGCGACCACCCCGCGAUCCCCAUCAUGGCCGCUCGUCGAAGCAGAUCACCUCUCUCCACGCGCCGCCUCUCCAUCGGUCCCUCCACCGGCCCGCUUCCCGACCUACCUCCCAUCUCUGCUCUCUUUCUCGUCGAUUUCGACGUCAGGGCCGGCUAUACUAUAUCCUGGAAACGCGCCGUGCCAGGCGUGGAUCUCGACGGUGUUGUCGAGUACAAGUGUCUACCCUCUGGCCUGCACACCGUCCCCAAUGACCUCAUCUACUUCGUCCACGAGCGCGAAUAUGCGGGUCUCAGCGCAUUCGUCAACAUGCCUUGCGAGGAGGAAGGGAGCCGUAACGCCCGUAUGAUUGCCGUCGGCAUCCUGGUCCCCUUGACCUAUGGCCGUCUAGGGAGAGCUUGGAGGCAUGCCCGAGGUUUGGAUGACUUGGCUACAAAACUUGCCGAGGAUCGCACCAGGGUACACCUUCUCGAGGCAUACUGGGCAAAGAACAGUGCCCGCGAUGACACAGGUCAAGACGCCCCCCAGAAUGACAUGCCCCCCGAGUCGCCUCUCGUCAGUGCGCUGGCCGCCAGAUUGCAGAGAAGUCAUAGCAGGAGCCGCUCGGCAUCGGAUGGCACUGCGCUACUCCCGUCGGGUCAGAGGCUUUCGCCUUAUCACCCGGCCUGGAGCCUGACGAACCUUCUCGACACCUUCGGGCCUCUGAUUUUCCCCAUACACCGGGCCGCGCUGCUUCGGAAACGCAUCUUGCUUUCUUGCCAUGCGCCCAUUCACGAAGUCUGCAAUUUCGUGUACAACAUCUCUGUUCUCGCCAACAUCCCCUCCUCCGUAAUCGACAUGCUAGACACCACAGCUCCAUCCCAGCGCCUCCGUCCACUUUUCGCCAUCGGUAUACAUGAUAUAACAUCCCUCCAGGAGGAGUACGCGGCAUCAAAGCGCCGGCUCUCUAACCCCGAGGAGGCCAUCGACGACGACUUUUCCACCGGAUGGGUCGCCUGCACGACCGAUAGCAUUCUCGCCGUGAAAGACGACCUGUGGGACAUGCUCAUAACCAUGCCCCCGCCUCAUUCAUCGCAGGCCCGAGACAAAAUCUGGCCGACCAUCGAAUGCCCACGCGGCGUGCCCUUGAAGGCCACGCAGCGCGAUCUGCGUCGCUUCCGCACGCUCGUCGACGGACUGAACCGCCUGCCUACCAGGUCGCCGACGUCUCCCGCCGCUUCGCCUACCAGCGCCAACCAGACGAGCACCCCCUCCCCCAAACCCACCGUCGCCUCUUUCUCGGACGAAGCGUUCGACAAGGCCGUCGAGCCCGUGAGCUGGACGGAGCUGGCAUACAGCGGCUUCCUCUGGUGGGCCAGCGCAGGCGAGCAAGGACGCAGCGAUGCCCAGGAGGAAGCUUCGUUCGACGCCUCGCUUCUCGCGGAUCUCGCGGCGCCGCCGCCGCCGCCGCAGACCGCCGCGGCCACCACCGCCAGGAGUCCGAGUCCCAGCGACCCGCGCGCCGCGUUCCAACAACAGGGGAUGGCUGAUUCUUUCUCAUCCCCCAGAGUCCGCCGACCCGUCCCGUCCGCUCCGGGCGACGACGUCGAGGAGGCUGACCAGGCCGUCACUGAACUGGCCAUCAUCGCCUACUUCCACCGCCUCACCACGCAGAUCUUCACCGUGCUGGGAGACUUUGUCGAGUCUGCGGGUCCCGCUUCUCCGUACGUCGACGACGAGGAGGACGAAGGGCCCACUCGGGGCGAGGCCGAAGAUAUGGGAGAGGAGACCCCGUUGCGGGCCGGGGCACUCCGCGGUAGGGGCGAGGAGGACGAGGAGGACGAGGAGGAAGAAGACCGCCGGCCCGUCGUCCACCUCCACGGUCACGACUUGGAACACAUGGGUCUCGAUGUCUGGAGCGCCCAUGACGCUGCGUUCGUCAGGGAGCUUGUGGAGCGGUAUUUCUCGCGGGAGGCCCGGAUUGAGGGUAAAGGCGUCGAGGUCUGCGGCGUUCGCGUCUGCUAGGGCCUUUCGCAGCGUCCCGGGACCUGGUUGUUUUAUUGCCUUUUUGGGCUGCUGGGCUUGUAUUUAUAUCUAGCUGUCUCGAUCCAUGAAGGGAGCUAGUUGGUAGGGCGUUGAUCACGGGAUAGAGAGUGUCUACAUACAUUUUCACAUACAAUAGGUAGGGCACCUUGCUCUCCGUCUUCUCGUUAUUUGUGGCGUAUUAGCGUCCCCGAUGUGGUAUCUUCUCAAGGAGAUAUCCAGCUUCGCUGUGGGAAGAGGAGAGAACCUAGGCCCUUGGGUAUGUAUGUAAUACGAUGAAGCCCGGGCAUGGAAACUUCUUAAUUUCUUUGGUUUAGGGAGUCCACCAAGAGUC
Messenger RNA from Sodiomyces alkalinus F11, 2357 nucleotides. RefSeq lists its product as hypothetical. NCBI's taxonomy places the organism in Eukaryota, Fungi, Ascomycota, Sordariomycetes, Glomerellales, Plectosphaerellaceae. Gene Ontology annotation, cellular component: lipid droplet. The transcript has 3 exons. The coding region runs from base 29 to 2005 and encodes 658 amino acids. The record is from RefSeq and is a predicted model, not a curated record.